CACACAAGCCACAGCGUCUCAUUCUUUUGACCGAAAAAUGUCGCCCCCGUAGAUACAGUCAAGAGUCUGUCCUGAAUCUAUCCUCUUCUUUCUCGUCUUCACACCGCUCUGCUUCGUGACCAAGUAACUUUCAAUCCUUCAACACUUUGUGAGGUCAUGAUGGCCUCCUCGAGCGACAUAUCACGUGGUACCACUAGGACUUCGGAAGGAGUUUCGGCGUCGACCAUGCGACCCCAGAGACGUUCCAGGGCCAAAGAUCCAGCCGAUCGGAAGAGGGCUGUCUAUGUCGAGGAGGCCUGUAUCUUCUGCAAAGGUCGCAAGAUCCGAUGUGAUGGAAAGCUGCCAUGUGGACCCUGCCAGCGAAGGUCCUUUGACUGCCGGUACACGAAGCCUCUACACGGCGACGGUCAUUUAGGGAGUAAUGCUCCAGCGAGUGUAUCAGGAAGUCCUUCUUCCAGAAAUUCCGACUCUGUUGGACUCUCAGAAUUGACGGAUAUCGUGGCCCGUCUGCAAAAGAAGAUUGCCAUCCUAGAACGGGGAAAUGCUACGUCUAGUAGUCGAGAUGAGGUUUCCGAGGAGCACGGAAUCGGUUCGAUAAGCAGCCAUGCUCUCCCUAACGAUGUGGUCGAGACACAGCAGCAAUGCAUGCAAGACUCUACUGCGCCAGGAUCAUCACCAGUCUUUGCAGGCCCAACCAGUGCAGAGUUCAGCUUCGGUGUCGCCAACAUCAUUCUAGAACAGGAAAAUGGUGCAAGCCCAGGCCAGUCCAAUCAAAACCCUGAGCUGGCAGCGGCCUUGAGUUCCCACGAGAGCGAAGAUCAAAAUGUACCCACGUCGCAGGGUCCCAUAUCUCCAGAUCAAGCGGCACUGCCAUUGCACGGUCUUCAGCUGCACGAUACCCUCCGGCUGAUUCAGCUGUAUCAUGAAACGCUUGGGAUUCUUCAUCCAAUCGUCGAGAUUGACGCGUUGAUUAGAACGGCCAACUCUGUCUUUUCAGUCCCCAACAGUAUCUCAGACUCCUUCAAUCAGCCUACCACCUUGCACCUUGCUCAACUGAAGAUGGUCCUGGCAAUUGCACUGCUGGGUGAAGGUGGAGGAUCGUGUCCACUGGCAAAGAUACUUCACGAAGACCUCAAGCCAGUCAUUUCAAGCCAGACAAUGGCACGGACAUUCACUUUGGAAGGCCAGGCUCUCCUUCUCCUCACAGCAUAUUUCCACGUAAACCAGGAUGACUCGAGACUGGCCUCACGCUACGUGGUGAUUGCCUCGAGGAUCAUGAUCGAAGCUGGACUCCACCUCAAGCACAUUCGCCGACGCCUUUUCCCACACGCGGCAGAACACUCGAGGCUUCUUGUUGUUCUGACCACUUGCAUGUACCUCGAUAGGCAACUCAACUUUAACGCGGGAUUGCCCCUGACUAUGAAGGAAGCAGACGUUGACAUUCCCGAGGGAGAAACGAUGCCGGCAUAUCUGGCGGCCAUGAGCUCGUACAUGCGCAUGGGUCCUCGAGCGUGGGCGUCCGUGACCGACGACCGUGGUCGACUCAAAUACCGAAUCAACAGUGAAGAUUUCGAAUUCAUCGACUUCCAAGUGCGCCGAUGGCAAGCCAAUUUGCCCGAAGACCUACGGAUGGAUAGCUCACUCGACAAUCACGAAUCCGAAACCGAGAUGGCCUUCAACAACAAGACCCUGGACAAAGGCACCCAGAACCUGCGAUUCAUUUUGUACCUACGGGCCAACCAGUUCAAGAUCGUCAUCAUGAGACCACUCUUGUUCUCGUCGCAGACGCUCCAGGCCAACCUCGAACACGUCCACAAAAUCGUCCACCUCGCCACCGACAACAUCUCGACCAUUGUGACCAUGAAUGAGAGACACGGCUUGUACGAGAAACAACAACCACUACUCAAUUUGUUCUUGUCUUCUGCCUUGUCCACCUUGUUUCUCAUCUACGUCCACUUGAUCUCGAACCCACCACAGCAACAGCAAACGAAUAACGACCCCCCUCAACCGCAACAACGACCAGAAUUCAUCAAGGACGUCCAGCAAGGAAUCAACAAAGGUUUGGAGUUGUUACGAAUCUACUCAUACUGUCGCUCUUCGCAGCGUCUGUCCAACAAAUUCGCCACGCUCUUACACCGGUUGGGUUUUUCAAAGUCGACACAACAGCAACAGCAACUACAAUCUCAUUCUGGUGGUGUAGAGAACAACACCCAACAACUGUCACAGCCUCAUGUGAACCCUUCACACUCGCCCGCCGACGGCAUGACCAAAGAUAUGGUCAUGGUUGGAGCUACCGACUCCUCGUCCAACUCCGGCUCUCUGUCCUCGGGGACGGCUUCGUUUGAAUUCUCGAGCUGGAAUUGGUCCAACUUUUUACCCAUGGGGAGCAGCCCAGGUGGUGUUUCCAACCCGCCGGGAUUUCAAUUCCAGCCCACGAACAAUCACCACGAUUUCGCUUCCUUUUCGUACCCGGAGUUGAACCCGAUCCCCGUAGUACCGCCCAACGGCACAGGUCAAUUCAACGACGACAUGCUCUUGACAUUUAUCAAUGAUUUCUCUUAGCAAAGGGUUUGACCACAAGUAUGAGUUGAUGUGGAUGGGAAAUAUGAAUAUGACUGUUUCGAUUUUUGGGUUCGAUGGAGAAUUAAAUGAUUGACCCAUCCAUGAGAUAAUACGGUAUUGGUUCGUUGGACGUUUUUUAAUCUAUAAAAAUCACGAGCAUGUAACAUGUAGAACACGAAAUAAAUCUCAUCAUGAU
Messenger RNA from Exophiala oligosperma, 2758 nucleotides. RefSeq lists its product as uncharacterized. Gene Ontology annotation, cellular component: nucleus. The record is from RefSeq and is a predicted model, not a curated record. Lineage: Eukaryota; Fungi; Ascomycota; Eurotiomycetes; Chaetothyriales; Herpotrichiellaceae. The transcript is spliced from 4 exons. Gene Ontology annotation, molecular function: RNA polymerase II cis-regulatory region sequence-specific DNA binding; DNA-binding transcription factor activity, RNA polymerase II-specific; zinc ion binding. Gene Ontology annotation, biological process: positive regulation of transcription from RNA polymerase II promoter by galactose. Bases 157 to 2562 code for a protein of 801 amino acids.